AUGAUGGACGUGGCGACAGCAUCCAGAGGACCAAGGGUUCGGCCCUCUGCAGAGCCCUCGGACCAGGAGAUAUACCAACGGUUCCGCAGCUUCUUGGAUGGCGGGCCGAGGAUUGUCAUUCCGGAUGAUGAGCGAUCACAUGUGCAGGAUGCAGGAACAGUUGUCGGCAAAGCUGCUUCCGACAAAGCCCUCGGAAAAGUACAUGGAAUAGUGUCAUGCCUUCAGGACAAUGCCUUCGGGCUGCGGGAAGCUAAGACCUGGAUGCUUUCCAUUUGUGCCGGAAAUUCUGCCAAGGUUCGAGCGUGCCGACUGAUGCAACAUAUCAAGCGCCUCUCGGGAGAAAUAAAACCCAUGUACUAUUUCAUUAUUACUUUUAAGACAAGGAUGGUCAAAGUAAUAAGAGAGUUCAGAUAUAUUCUGUUUUCGAAUUCUAUUGACUUUGGUUCACUUAUCUCAAGGUUACGAAAAGGCGAAAGUCCCCACCUCCUUCCGGCAGCUCGCCCCACAGUCUUUUGA
Molecule: messenger RNA, 516 nt
Organism: Symbiodinium necroappetens
Lineage: Eukaryota; Dinophyceae; Suessiales; Symbiodiniaceae
Source: the annotation of a GenBank genome assembly